Sesamum indicum (sesame) is the source of this 2322-nucleotide messenger RNA. Its product is annotated as subtilisin-like protease SBT2.5. Gene Ontology annotation, biological process: proteolysis. Gene Ontology annotation, molecular function: serine-type endopeptidase activity. The record is from RefSeq and is a predicted model, not a curated record. NCBI's taxonomy places the organism in Eukaryota, Viridiplantae, Streptophyta, Magnoliopsida, Lamiales, Pedaliaceae.
AUGUACAAAGAGAGAAUGACACAAGAGCACGACGUUUUCCUAAAAUCGGUACUGGAAGAAGGCUCCUACGUUAAGUUGUAUAGCUAUACUCACUUGCUGAAUGGCUUUGCAAUUUAUGCCAAUGGUGAGGAGGUGAUUGAUGUGCUUCGACGUGCAGGGAGAGUUAGGUCUGUCCAAGAAGAUGUAAAAAUGGAGAAACACACAACACACACACCUGACUUCUUAGGGAUUAGUAGUGGUGCUUGGCCAGCCUUAGGCGGAUCUACGGCUGCCGGCGAGGGCAUUGUGAUAGGCCUAGUAGACACAGGAAUCAACCCUUUCCAUCCCAGCUUUGCGACUCAAACAUCAACAGGGCGUCCUGUAUUUACACAAGGUAGCAAGUUCAAGGGAACAUGUGCUAUGGGGGAGCAAUUUUCAGCAUCGGCAUGCAACGGCAAGAUAGUUGGUGCACAGUACUUUGCAAGAGCAGCAGUUGCUGCAGGGGAGUUUAAUACUACGCGCGACUAUGCUUCACCGUUCGACGCUGAUGGUCAUGGAAGUCAUACAGCCUCAACAGCAGCAGGAAACCACCAUAUUCCAGUCAUAGCCAACAACUUCAACUAUGGCUAUGCCAGUGGCAUGGCACCAGGAGCUAGGAUUGCUGCGUAUAAAGCGCUUUAUUCUUUCGGAGGUUACAUGUCUGACGUCGUGGCUGCAGUAGAUCAGGCAGUAGAAGACGGUGUCGAUGUACUAAGUCUUUCAAUAGGGCCAGGAAAAGUGCCUUCAGGGCCUUGUGCAUUCCUCAAUAUUCUAGAACUGGAACUUCUCUUUGCAACAAAAGCUGGGGUGCUGGUUGUUCAAGCUGUAGGAAACGGUGGACCGUCGUCUAGUUCCAUCCUUUCGUUUAGUCCCUGGAUCACCAGCGUUGCAGCCUCUAUAACCGAUAGGAAGUACAAUAACUCUCUCGCUCUGGGGAACGGGCAACGCUUGCUAGGAACCGGUCUUGCACCUCCAACUUUUGGAGGAGUGUAUUUCCCAAUUGCAGCUGCAGCCGAUGUUUGUCGAAAGAACUUCACCACAGGCCUCAUGGAAACCUGCCAGAAUGCAGAUCCCUUCAUACGUGCUAAUGCACGUGGAAAGCUAAUCAUCUGCACGUAUACCUUCGACUUUGAAUCUGAGGCCGCAAGUAUAUCAAACGUUGCAGCGACUGCACAAAAGAUUGGUGCUGCCGGUUUCAUCCUGACCAUGGAUCCCGACGUUGGUUCUGAGCAGAUUAAGGGCGCCACAGUGACCUUACAAGUCCCUGGAAUCAUUCUAAACAAUAUGGAAUCUUCAUCGGCUUUGUGGGAAUACUAUAAUUCUAAUACGAUCAGGAGCCGAAGUGGAGAAGCCCUAUUCUUUAGAGCAAGAGCAAGGAUUCAAGACGGCAGGAGGGCGACUUAUGCUGGACGGGCACCAGUUGUGGCAUCAUAUUCGUCGAGAGGUCCCGACGUGAACAAUGCAAUAUUAGAAGCUGCAGAUGUGCUAAAGCCUAAUAUCAUGGCCCCAGGCUCCUCAAUAUGGGCUGCCUGGAGUCCCAAUAGUGAAGGAGAUGUAUACAUCAAAGGACAAAGUUUUGCAUUACUGUCGGGAACAAGCAUGGCCACUCCACACAUUGCCGGCAUUGCUGCUCUGAUAAAGCAAAAACACCGGCACUGGAGUCCAGCAGCAAUCACUUCAGCAAUGAUGACGACGGCCGACGUGAUCGACCAUUCGGGCGCCCCCAUUCUAGCCCAACACAAGAACAGGUUAUCUCCCGCCACCCCAUUCGAUUUCGGGGCAGGUUCCGUCAACCCUUCUCGGGCCAUCGAUCCAGGCCUCGUCUUCGACGCCUAUUUCGAGAACUACUUACAGUUCCUGUGCGCAGUUCCAGGCGUCGACGACAUGUCCAUAAGACGGGCCGUGGGAGUCGGAUGCCCGGCCAAGAGAAACGAAUGGUGUUCGGAUUUGAACACAGCAAGUGUGACGGUUUCAAACUUGGUUGGGUCGAGGAAGGUGAUUAGAAGAGUAACUAAUGUAGCCGAUGCCGAUGAGAAGUACACAGUAAUGGUGAGAGAGCCUCUCGGCGUGAGGGUUAGGGUAAUGCCGGCGGCGUUUAAGAUCAGUGUGAAUGCAUCAAGAUUCAUUACACUUCUCCUGGAAGCAACUCAGAGAACAAAUGCUUACACAUUUGGGGAGGUGGUGUUGAGAGGCAGUAAAAACCAUGUGGUCAGAGUUCCUAUUGCUGUUUUUGUUAGCAGUUCAUUAGGCCGAUCUUGAUACUAGCCAUUUAAGCACACUUUUUGUCGUCUGCAUAAUUUAAAU